Molecule: messenger RNA, 345 nt
Organism: Prorocentrum cordatum
Lineage: Eukaryota; Dinophyceae; Prorocentrales; Prorocentraceae
Source: the annotation of a GenBank genome assembly
AUGGCGCCGCCGGUCGCCCAGGCGAAGCCGAAGGAGAAGCCGAAGGAGAGGGCGCCAGGCGCCAAGGCGGAGCCUGAGGCACCGAAGCCAGUGAUCGGCAUCGGCGCGACGGUAGUUGGCCUCAAGGGCGAGGUCUGGGGCAAGGUCGAGAGGGAUGGCGGGACCGCGUGGUUCCUGGAGUCUGGGCGGAUGGUCAAGAAGGAGACGGUUGGCAAGCGAUGGAAGUGGCAGGUCCCGAAGCCCGCAGCAGCAGAUGGCGAUGAUCCGGAUAGCGACGACGACGAGGACUUCGUCGAGCUGGCGGACUCCAAGACCAAGGAGAGAACGACGCCAGCAACCCGCUGA